CCGUCAGUAGGGCAGAGUCAGAGCCACUCAGAGGGAGCGUCACACACACCUUCUGGCGCAACAGCCUCAGUGUGAAACACAAGCAGGUCGGGAGUGAUGGGACAUUUCAGCUGGACUUCCCACGGAUGUUUGUGCUGUGGGUGUGUGUGGUUUGUGUGAAGUAGGGUGUGGCACAGUAGCUGUGUGGGACAGGUGGGUGAAGAAUAGGUGUGAGAGUUUGACGUAUGUAUAUAGAGAUAAAUAGGUGCACAGAUACGUGUGCUGGCACACAGGUGAGGAUGUACAGGCGUAGAUGAGAGUGUGUUGUAGGUAUAUGUGUCUAGGUGUGCAUACAGGCAUACAGGUGUGUGUGUAUAUACAGGUUUACAGGUGAUUGUGUAGGUGUCGAGGUGUGUAUGUAGGCGGGAGCGUCGUGCUGUGCAGUUGUCUAUGUAUAUAUAGGAAUAAAAGUGAGUGUAAAUAGGUGUACAGGUGUGCGUAUAUAUAAAUAAAUAAAUAUAUAUAUAUAUAUAUAUAGGCAUACAGGUGAGUGUGCUGUUGUACAGGUGAGUGUGUGUAGGGGUAUUUGAAGUGUACAGGUGUGAGUGUAGCUGUAAAGGCUAUGUGUGUACAGGUGUGAGUGUACAGGCGUGCUUGUGUGUGUGUGUGUGUGUGUGUGUGUGUGUGUGUGUGUGUGUACAGGUGUGUGUAUAUAUAUCAGUAUGGGGGGCUUUUGGGCUGCUGUGGUUCCGGUGCUGCAGAUGUUCUUCCUGUCUUUGCUGCUGCUCAUCAUGCUGCCCGCCAUGUUCGGCUUUUCACUGGGCAUCACAGAGACCUACAUGAAGAUCCUCAUCAAAACACUGAAGUGGGCAACACUGAGGAUUCAGAAGAGCAGCAAAGAGGAGGAGACCUUAAAGCAUUCUUCAUCUAACGGUCUGAUCCAGAGGGAUGACUCCUCACUGGAGAAGGAGAUUGGGGAGCGGCGGGGGAACCGGCGGGGGGACUUCGCUCUCAGCGACGUGUUUUAUUUCAGUAAGAAGGGCAUCGAGAGUAUAGUGGAGGACGAGGUCACUCAGAGGUUCAGCUCGGAGGAGCUAGUGUCCUGGAACCUGCUCACUCGAACCAACAACAACUUCCACUACAUCUCCCUCAGACUGACCAUCCUGUGGGGCGUAGGGGUCAUCGUCCGCUACGGCAUCCUACUGCCCCUCAGGGUCAGUCUGGCGGCUAUUGGGCUCAGUUGGCUGGUCAUUGGCACCACUGUGGUGGGAUUUAUCCCGAACUGCUGGUUAAAGGACUGGCUGAGUGAGCUGGUGCAUGUGAUGUGCUAUCGGAUCUGCGCCAGAGGCCUUUCAGCCACCAUCCACUACCAUAACAGAGAGAACAAACCAAAGAAAGGAGGAAUCUGUGUAGCCAAUCACACUUCGCCGAUCGAUGUGGUGAUCCUAGCCAAUGACGGCGGCUACGCCAUGGUGGGGCAGGUCCACGGCGGGCUGAUGGGCGUGGUCCAGCGGGCGAUGGUCCGAGCCUGCCCGCACAUCUGGUUUGAGAGGGCGGAGAUGAAAGAUCGCCACCUGGUGACACAGAGAUUGAGGGAUCAUGUAAACGACAAGAAGAAACUGCCCAUCCUCAUAUUCCCUGAGGGAACCUGCAUCAACAACACGUCCGUCAUGAUGUUCAAAAAGGGAAGUUUUGAAAUCGGAGGCACCAUUUAUCCCGUUGCUAUAAAGUAUGACCCUCAGUUUGGCGAUGCGUUCUGGAACAGUGCAAAGUAUAACAUGGUCAGUUAUCUGCUGAGGAUGAUGACCAGCUGGGCAAUCGUCUGCAACGUCUGGUAUCUGCCCCCCAUGACCCAAAAGGAAGGAGAAGAUGCAGUGCAGUUUGCCAACAGAGUGAAGUCUGCUAUCGCACAGCAGGGGGGACUGGUGGACCUCUCCUGGGAUGGUGGUCUAAAGAGAGCAAAGGUAAAGGACACUUUCAAACAGGAGCAGCAGAAGAAGUACAGCUGCAUGGUGGUCGGUGACGACAGCAGUGAAUGAACUGGAAAAUCCACCAAUCACAGACCUCCAAGAUAUCAAACCAACUAAUUGCAGACCUCCGAGACAUCAAACCCACCAAUCACAAACCUCAGAGACAUCAAACCAACCAAUCACUGACAUCAGAAACACUGAACCCUCCAACCUCUGAGACACCGAAUUCUCCUAUCUCAGAUCUCCAGGACAUCAAACCAAACAACCACAGCCUUCUGAGACACCAAACCCACCAAUCACAGACCUCUGAGACACCAAACCCUCCACAGGCCUCUGAGACACCAAACCCACCAAUCACAGACUUCUGAGACACCAAACCCACCACAGACCUCUGAGACACCAAACCCACCAAUCACAGACUUCUGAGACACCAAACCCACCAAUCACAGACCUCUGAGACACCAAACCCUCCACAGGCCUCUGAGACACCAAACCCACCAAUCACAGACCUCUGAGACACCAAACCCACCAAUCACAGACCUCUGAGACACCAAACCCACCACUGGCCUCUGAGACACCAAACCCACCAAUCACAGACUUCUGAGACACCAAACCCACCAAUCAUAGAUCUUUGAGACACCAAACCCACCAAUCACAGGCCUCUGAGACACCAAACCCACCAAUCACAGACCUCUGAGACACCAAACCCACCACAGGCCUCUGAGACACCAACCCACCAAUCACAGACUUAUGAGACACCAAACCCACCAAUCACAGAUCUUUGAGACACCAAACCCACCAAUCACAGACCUCUGAGACACCAAACCCACCACAGACCUCUGAGACACCAAACCCACCAAUCACAGACCUCUGAGACACCAAACCCACCAAUCACAGAUCUUUGAGACACUGAGCCCACCAAUCUUAGACCUCUGAAACAGUAAAUUCUCCAAUCACAGCCCUUUGAGACAUCAAAUCCUCCAAUCUCAGAGCUCCAGGACACCAAACCCACCAGUCACCACCCUCUGAGACACCAAACCCACCAAUCACAGACCUCUGAAGCACCACGCCCAUCAGUCUUAGACCUCUGAGACAGUAAAUUCUCCCAUCACAAACCUCAGAGAAAUCAAAUCUACCAAUCUCAGACCUCUGAUACACCAAAUUCUCCAACUCAGACUUCUGCGAAACCAAAGCCUCUGGAGACACAGACGUCUAACACAGAGGUGCUAAAGCCACCAAUUACUCUGUGGUGUUUUGUUGUGAAAGGUUUUACAGGCAUUCCUCAGCUCAGCUCUGCCGACAACCUAAAGACGUUCAUGUCAAUGCCUUCAGAAGAACGAGCUCUCUGAGCUGCACACAGCUCUCUGCCUUGAACAGGACAGGGUAAGAUGUGGUUCAUGAGGAAAGUAAACUAAAUUGGCAGUUAUAUGGCCAUUUUGCCAAUCGCUGAUGUUCUCAAUAUGUACUCAAGAAAGUGGAACUUGGCACUGUUUAUUUUUCUGAUGACAGAAGAAUCCACAUGUUCUUCACUUUAAAGUUUUAAAGUGCUGUUUAUUUUUCCUCAAUAAAUAAAUUCCUGACAAAUAAAA
This is a messenger RNA of Pygocentrus nattereri (red-bellied piranha), 3538 nucleotides long. It is a transcript of the gene agpat9l, whose product is annotated as 1-acylglycerol-3-phosphate O-acyltransferase 9, like. Gene Ontology annotation, biological process: triglyceride biosynthetic process. The record is from RefSeq and is a predicted model, not a curated record. The transcript has 13 exons. NCBI's taxonomy places the organism in Eukaryota, Metazoa, Chordata, Actinopteri, Characiformes, Serrasalmidae. Gene Ontology annotation, cellular component: endoplasmic reticulum. Bases 702 to 2018 code for a protein of 438 amino acids. Gene Ontology annotation, molecular function: glycerol-3-phosphate O-acyltransferase activity.